AUGAAUUCUACUAAUACAACAAACAAGCAGAAAAAAAAGAGCGUCAAAUCUUCGAUUACAAAACUCCAAAAGAAAACAGAAGAGGAAAUUGAGAAUUUAAAUAAGUUUGGUUUAUUAGCUAGGAAGGAAAGAUUCAUAGAAUUUAAAACUGAGGUAAAGGGUAUUUUGGAUCCUAUUAUAAGUAUUUGCGAAGAAAAAGAUGAGGAAACUUAUUGUACGGAAAAGGACCAUCUUUUAGACACUUUAGAGGCAGUACUUGUCACUAUAGAUACUCGGCUUGUACCUUCUGUGGUAAAUUCCGAGUUUCAGGUUAAAACCCAGGAUUCAAGCCAAACUUCAGUCCCAGCUCAGUCAGCUGAAGUAGAACUGCCUACGUUAUCCCUACCUGUAUUUUCCGGUGCAACUGAGGAGUGGCUUACCUUUUCCGAUCUUUUUGAAGCUGCAGUUUCCAACAAUCAAAAUUUGACGGGAGCACAAAAAUUGCAAUACUUAAAAGGGAGUUUAAGGUCAGAUGCGUUAAAAAUCGUAAACUCUUUAUCGAUUACCAAUGAUAAUUUCGAAAUUGCUUGGAGAUUGCUAAGGGAUAGAUACUUUAAUAAAAGAGAAAUUGUGUCCUCCUUAAUGAAAAGAUUUAUCAAUAUAACACCCUUAAGUGGAGAAUCUUCCACACAAAUUUUGAAUUUGAUAGAUUCUACUAAGGAAUUUGUAAGGAUGUUAGAGUCCUUGGAAUAUGAGAUUGAUCCAACUGCAGAUACCCUUUUGAUGCAUAUGAUAUUGUUCAAGCUUGAUACAAAUUCAAGAACUUGGUUUGAGAGAACCUUUUCAACUGAUGUCAUUCCAAAGUUGGACGAACUAUUGCAAUUUCUUGCAACACAAGCGAGAUCCAUCCCGAGUUUAACUACCAAGAGAAACGUUCAAAGAAAGGUGACUUUGGUCGCGUUUAGCGCCCAGUCACAAUGUCCUCUCUGUACUAAUGAAUUGAGGGAAAAUUCUGGAGUGGUGGAUGUUACAUCUUGUCUUUCUGAUGUGGGCCCAGACGUUCAAAUUCUCCUCUGCACGGUUCUGAUUCAAGUAAGAGAUAUUUGGGGUAACUAUCAGACCUGUAGAUGUCUUUUGGAUAGCGGAAGCCAGGCUUCGCUUAUUACAAAUGAGUGUAUUGAAAAAUUGGGCUUGCACAGGAAAAAGGCCAAUGUUCGUAUUUCGUGUUUGGGUGCUUCUGAUACGCGUACAAAUGGGAUUGCUGAGAUUCAAUUCACCUCACAUUUUCCAUCUCAAAAGUCGUUUGAAGCGCCCGUGUAUGUGGUUAACAAAAUUGUAGGUAUGCUACCACAUCACAACUUAGAUUCCUCAAUGUGCGAAUUAUUUGGGGAUAUUUCUCUGGCUGAUCCAACAUUUUACAAGAGUGGUCCGAUUGAUGUACUUCUCGGUAUUGACCUUACUUUGCCAUUGCUAAAGGGUCAAACGUUAUCGUUAGGUAAGGAUAAACCAUUUGCCAUUCGUUCAGAACUGGGUUGGAUAAUUGGCGGUAAGGCUAAUUUUGGUGAUCAAAAUUCUCUUCAUGUAAAUAAUAUUCAGUUAGUGUUAGAUCAUCUAAUCAAUAAAUUUUGGGAAUUAGAUUCUGUACCAUGUGCUAAACAGUUAACUUCUUUAGAAAAGUCGUGUGAAGAUCAUUUCGCAAAGACACAUUCUAGGGAUGAGAAUGGUAGAUAUACAGUAAGGUUACCAUUUCAUACACCUCCCACGCGGUUAGGUGAUUCAAAACAAAAUGCAAUUCGUAGGCUAAUCAGCGUGGAACGCCAUCUCAUUUCUAAUCUAGAAAAAUACGAACUCUAUCGCAAAUUCAUGAAGGAAUACCUUGAUCUAAAGCACAAGGAGCUGGUUCCAGAUUCUGAAAUUAAUAACAUCAAUAGUUUGUACCUCCCUCAUCACGGAGUUAAUAGAAACACUAGCUCUACAACUAAGCUCCGCGUCGUCUUUGACGCUUCAAGUAAAACCUCGUCUGGACUUUCUUUAAACGAUUUGCUCAUGGUUGGACCAAGAGUACAGCCAGAACUUUUCCCUAUCCUGAUUCAGUUUCGACUUUUCAAUGUAGCCAUUUGCGCUGAUGUGGAAAAGAUGUUCCGCCAGAUUAAAGUUCAUGAGGAAGACGUAGACUGGCAAAGAAUUCUUGGAGGGAGUCUCCAAACGAACCAAUAA
Molecule: messenger RNA, 2196 nt
Organism: Uloborus diversus
Lineage: Eukaryota; Metazoa; Arthropoda; Arachnida; Araneae; Uloboridae
Exons: 3
Coding region: 1-2196 (731 amino acids)
Biological process (GO): proteolysis
Molecular function (GO): aspartic-type endopeptidase activity
Source: RefSeq, a predicted model, not a curated record